CCACCAUUACCCGUCAAGUCAGUGAUACCAGUGAAAAUAAAGUGGAGGAGGAAAAUGCCAACACACACGCCAUCUUCUUUUCUCUCCUAAUUGAACUACCGAGAUAGGAUUUCGAUUCCGAUUCCGAUUUCUUCCCCCACCGUAAUCCGCCAUCUCAAUUCCCCGAUGUAUCCUCUUUCCGCCGCCUCCGAUUCCUCGUUUUAAUUCUGUUCUGCAUACCCCUUUUUUUUGGGUUGAUUUCCGUGUGCGUGGGUGGGGGGAAGAGAGGGAUGCAGAGCCAGGUUGUGUGCAGCGGGUGCAGGAGUCUUCUCAUGUACCCGAGUGGAGCGACCAAUGUGUGUUGCGCCGUGUGUAGUGCUGUCACCGCCAUUCCUCCUCCAGGAAUGGAAAUGGCCCAACUGAUAUGUGGAGGCUGCCGUACACUACUGAUGUAUACACGCGGUGCUGCAAGUGUUAGAUGCUCCUGUUGUCACACAGUAAACCUUGCACCAGCACCAAAUAAUAUAGCUCACAUCAACUGCGGAAACUGCCAGACGACGCUCAUGUACCCUUACGGUGCUCCAUCGGUCAAAUGUGCUAUUUGUCAAUUUAUCACAAAUGUCAACAUGGGAAAUGCUAGGGUACCCAUUCCCAUGCAUAGGACAAUUGGACCACCCUCUUCAGCAUCAAUGCCUUCAAGUUCGGCAGCAAUGCCGAAUCUGCAGAGCCAAACCGUUGUUGUGGAAAAUCCUAUGUCUGUCGAUAAAAGUGGGAAACUGGUAAGCAACGUUGUGGUCGGAGUAACCACCGACAAAAAGUGACGUGGCAAAAAAAUCAUCCAAUAAAUCAGUCGGCAUUUCGGGUAAUUACGAGGUGUGUAUAUUUAUGCGGGAUUUGUAUCUAUAUUAUCGCAUUUGGCGGCUUUUACAGUUCGGCGAAAUCUGUAUUAUGUUGUUAUUGCAAAGUUGCAUGUGUGCUAACUGAUAUCACAUAUAUAUGCAUGUAUAGUGUGUAGAGAGAGCGCUCUCUUCUCUACCUAUUGAAAACAUUUGUGUGGAGAUAUAUUUGUCGAAAUUGCAAUUAGGAACUAAUGAAGAUGACUGUUAAUGAGUUGUUCACAAAUUUGUCUUUGUGUAAACAUGAACUUGUUAAUUAAUGUAAUUCUAGUAGUUAUUGUUCUUAA
This is a messenger RNA of Erythranthe guttata (spotted monkey flower), 1162 nucleotides long. RefSeq names its product protein LSD1. NCBI's taxonomy places the organism in Eukaryota, Viridiplantae, Streptophyta, Magnoliopsida, Lamiales, Phrymaceae. The record is from RefSeq and is a predicted model, not a curated record.